Molecule: messenger RNA, 1037 nt
Organism: Cicer arietinum (chickpea)
Lineage: Eukaryota; Viridiplantae; Streptophyta; Magnoliopsida; Fabales; Fabaceae
Molecular function (GO): oxidoreductase activity
Source: RefSeq, a predicted model, not a curated record
AUAAUAAUAAUAAUAAUUGGGAUUGUUAAUGUUAUUUUUCCAUUUGAACUCUAUCAUCAAAUUCAACAUCAUACAACUACAAAUCCAAUUCUCUGGCAAAGCUUCUGAAUUCUGACAUUGCAGAUACAGCAGGAGGAUCAUGACUGACACUAACAAUGCUCAUUCCGAAAAGAAACUUGUUCGAAUUGAUGUUAGUUCUGAUACUGUAUGUCCAUGGUGCUUUGUUGGCAAAAAGAAUCUAGACAAAGCCAUAGCUUCCUCUAAGGAUAAAUACAACUUUGAGAUAAUAUGGCAUCCUUAUCAACUCAACCCUGAUGCCCCUAAAGAAAGUAUCGACAAGAGGGAGUUUUACACAAGCAAAUUUGGAUCCCAAUCGAAUCGGAUGGAAGCUCGGAUGUUAGAGGUCUUCAGAACGGUCGGUCUCGAAUAUAGUUUAUCCGGACGCACGGGAAACACCAUGGACAGCCACAGGCUUAUAUAUUUUUCUAGACAGCAAGAUCUUGAUAAGCAACAUAAUCUAGUUGAAGAACUUGGCCUUGGUUAUUUCACUCAAGGAAAAUACAUUGGUGACCAGAAGUUUCUUGUGGAAGCUGCUGCCAAGGUUGGUAUAGAAGGGGCAGAAGAGUUUCUUAAGAACCCUAACAAUGGGCUGAAGGAGGUGGAGGAUGAGCUUAAAACAUGCCCAGGAAACGUCUCAGGGGUUCCAUAUUAUGUGAUUAAUGGAAAUCAGAAGUUCAGUGGUGCACAGCCCCCUGAGGUCUUCUUGAGAGCUUUCCAAGUUGCUACAAGUUGAUUUUUACCUCCUCAAAGUUUAUGAUUCUACUAUUGUCUUUAAUUACAAUGAUAUAAUUUGGAAAUAAGAAGCUAGUGUCAUAUAGUAUUGUAUUAGUAUAUUAAGAUGUAAGCCAAUUUGAAAGUCUUAUACAUUGUUUAUCCCCAACGAUAAAUUGAAUGACUUUGCUAUUUAACUUAUAAUAACAAGUGUUGUUAAAUAGUAGCUAUAGUGCUACUAUAUGGCGUAGCCAAAUUUGAAAAAA